AUGCUCAUUGAGGCCCUAAUUAAAUGUUAUUACUUCAAGGUGGUCAAAGUUGUAGGUUUGGUGGUGGCUCUAUUCGCAUUGUUUCUGGUGGCUAUAGACUAUGAUACCAAGCACACUUGGGUGGCUGGAAACCUCUCGCUGUCUGUUCCUGCGAACGCAGUACUGGGAGGCGUCUCAACCAAGGGAUAUUACGUAUACGUAGGACGCGUUAAGUACGGUGGGGUCUUCCCCGUUCAUGUGGUAGCAGAGACCAGUUGGAUCACGUGGCACAAUGGAACCUAUGCUUAUCAAGGUACGAAAAGCUAUGAUAUCUUGGUGACGUCGAGGAACUCUUCCUUCGAGUGGAUAACCAGCCACGAUGGGAAAUAUGAAAGAGGUUUGGUAGCCGUUGGAACCUCGACCAUUGACGAGCUGGUUUUCGUUUGCCGUGCGAUCACGCCUGUUGGUCAGCUUCCGGGAACCCUGAUUCUCGGCUUAAAGGUCUGCUGCGUGUCAGGAAGCACAGCCAAGUAUGACAAAUACGAGGUUCUAGUGGCCCGAUGA
Molecule: messenger RNA, 543 nt
Organism: Drosophila subpulchrella
Lineage: Eukaryota; Metazoa; Arthropoda; Insecta; Diptera; Drosophilidae
Exons: 3
Coding region: 1-543 (180 amino acids)
Source: RefSeq, a predicted model, not a curated record